CCAAGCAGGAUCAGGACCUCAGCAUUUUUACUUUUCAUUAGAAAUGGAGGAAAUGGAAGAUUUUCAAUACUGUUUUCAAGACGGAAACUCUUCUUGCAGAAAGGCUUUUCUAUCGACAUCUAUCUACAUAACACUGUACAUCUUCUUCUCAUUGAUUUCAUCAGUUACAGUAUUUUUGAACCUACUGGUGAUCAUCUCCAUCUCUCACUUCAAGCAGCUCCACACUCCAACCAACCUGCUCAUCCUCUCUCUGGCUGUGUCAGAUCUCCUGGUGGGACUGAUUGUGAUACCAGUAGCGACUGUAGCAAUAAUGGAAUCAUGCUGGGGUUUUGGAGAAUAUUUCUGCGUGUUUCAAUUCUACAUUACUUUUUUAUGUACUACUUUAUCUCUUGGCAAUUUGGUCUUGAUAUCUAUUGACCGCUAUGUUGCUGUGUGUGAUCCCUUAUUGUACCACUCUAAAAUAAGAAUAACAGGAACUAUCUGUUGUAUAUCCAUUACCUGGUGUUGUUGUAUCAUAUAUGAUGCUGUUAUUAUACAAAACUUUGUAAAUGUAAAGACACCCAGUAGGUGUUUGACAGAAUGUUUUAUUGUAGAAGGGUUAAUAUGGGUUAAUAUAAUGUACAUUGUAUUUAUAAUGGUUGUCCCGUGCUCUAUUAUUCUAACACUUUACAUGAAAAUCUUUGUGGUGGCCAGAUCACAGGCCAGAAAGGUAUUUUCUAAAGAGGCUGCCAGUGUGUCUGGUGUUCAAACUGUACAGGCAAAUAAGUCUGAGAGAAAAGCAGCAAAAACUCUAGGUAUUGUUGUUUUCACCUAUCUCCUUUCUUGGAUUCCAUCUCUAUUUAUUUACUUUGUUUUUUCUGUUAUAGGAGAUCAUUUAAUAUCAUAUUUCACCAGUUAUCUGGCAUUUGUUAAUUCCUUAAUUAAUCCAAUAAUUUAUGCUUUCUUUUAUCCAUGGUUCAAAGUGACAGCUAAACUUAUUUUAACUUUGAAGAUAAGACGUUUAUAGUUCCUAUAAUAUGAUUUCCUAGUUCGGCAAACAUUUGUUUGAUAUAGUUUUGUUCUACAAUUGUUGUAAUUAUUUUA
Molecule: messenger RNA, 1083 nt
Organism: Oncorhynchus nerka (sockeye salmon)
Lineage: Eukaryota; Metazoa; Chordata; Actinopteri; Salmoniformes; Salmonidae
Product: trace amine-associated receptor 8c-like
Exons: 1
Coding region: 44-1006 (320 amino acids)
Biological process (GO): G protein-coupled receptor signaling pathway
Cellular component (GO): membrane
Molecular function (GO): trace-amine receptor activity
Source: RefSeq, a predicted model, not a curated record